Hibiscus syriacus is the source of this 3993-nucleotide messenger RNA. RefSeq lists its product as uncharacterized. The record is from RefSeq and is a predicted model, not a curated record. Gene Ontology annotation, molecular function: protein kinase activity; protein binding; ATP binding. Gene Ontology annotation, biological process: signal transduction; protein phosphorylation. The coding region runs from base 162 to 3959 and encodes 1265 amino acids. Gene Ontology annotation, cellular component: cytoplasm. Lineage: Eukaryota; Viridiplantae; Streptophyta; Magnoliopsida; Malvales; Malvaceae. The transcript has 10 exons.
UAUCUGAAUCGUUUUUAGCUCUGCUUAUUGCCUUUGGAAUAUACCCUUUUAGAGAGAGUAGGUGAAAAGUCAUAUUUCAAGUAAAGAAGCAAAAUCCCUUAGCUUUUUAUCUCCUAGACUUGAUUUAGACUAUAAUUUAGCUGAACUGUUUAUUAAAGAUUAUGGCAUUCGAUCAAAGCUCGUUACAGAAAGAUCUAAGUUCACUGAAUGUAGCUGGAAAGCCUGGAAUUGUAACCGAAGAGCCUCAAAUUGCGGAUGCGGUGGCAGCUACUACUAAUGCCCGUGGCAGAAACAUUGAAGGGUUUUGUCCCAACCCUUCCGGACCUGGUGUCUCUGCACGGAGGCCACACAUGCCUGUGCCUGUGCCGGUGCCGGUUGACGGGUUCUAUUAUAACCUGAAUUCGAGCAAUAUGGUGGUUGGUAAUGCCAUGGAUCAGGUAAGUCAUGGUUAUAGUCCUAGUUUGGGCAAUAGGAAUAGUGGGAAUGGAAGUGAUCAAUUGAGUAAUGAUAGGGUGCCUAUAGGUUUUGCACAUAGUUCCAAUAUAGGAAACAGGGGUAGUGGUAACAUAAGUGAUCAAUCAAUCAGUGACGUUAAACCGAAUUUAGGAUUAGGAAGUAACGGUAAUGGUGCCGAUCAGGUUAGUGAUGAGGGUGGGGAUGAUUCUGUGUCAAGGAAGAAGGUUAAGUUGUUGUGUAGCUUUGGGGGGAAGAUAUUGCCUAGACCGGGAGAUGGGAUGUUGAGAUAUGUAGGGGGGCAGACAAGGAUUAUUAGUGUUAGGAGGGAUGUGAGAUUCGAUGAGUUCGAGCGUAAAAUGGUCGAUGCUUAUGGACAAUCUGUGGUUAUAAAGUAUCAGCUUCCUGAUGAGGACCUUGAUGCAUUGGUUUCCAUUUCGUGCUCGGAUGAUCUUGAUAAUAUGAUGGAUGAGUGUGAGAGAGUGGUUGAAAGGUCUUCAGAUGGGUCUGCUAAAUUAAGGGUAUUUUUGUUUUCGGCUUUGGAACUUGAUCCUUCCUGUAUGGUUCAGUUUGGGGAUUUGCAGGACAAUGUGCAGAAAUAUGUUGAGGCAGUUAAUGGGAUUUUGGAUGGAGCUGCAGGUGGCAUCACGAGGAAGGCGAGCGUAGCAAGUGCUGGUUCAACUGAUAUUAGUGGGCUCGAGGCAGUCGAUAGCAUAGGUGCUGGUCAAGGGGAUGUUGGUGGGUCUCCACCAACAAAAAUGUUGUCACCUAGAGGGAAUUCAGGUACUCCACAUGAUUGUAAAUCAGCUGUUCAUUUAGGAAGUCCCGUGGUUAAGCCUGAUCAUCCUCAAACAUUGUUGUCUCAAUUUGAGGUUGAGUCAGGGCGGACGGUGCCCUUUACUUCGACUUCGCAGCAAAUGGGAUAUGAUUUGCAUCAACAUUAUGCAUCUACAUAUAUUGAUCCUUGCCAUGGUGUUAUGAACCAUACUGUGCAUAUCGCUCCUCAAAUGGGGUUCUCGACUCCUGAGUUGAUGGGAAAUACUGGUUCUGUAUUCAGCCAACAGGAGCUUAGUGAUGCUGCUGUUCCUUAUCAGUACAUUCCUGCUUUUAAUAUGACUAUGGCUCCCUUAAACUCCCAUGUUGGUAUUAGACCAGCCAUGGUGCAACCACUGAUGCAACACCAACAAACUCCGUUCGAGAGUUACCCUGGUGAAAAAGCAUUCGGAACAAGGGUAAUUCAGCAUCCUGUUGAUAUGAGCCACAAUGUUUAUCAGAACCAAAUUCCAUCAGCAAUGGUUGCAACAGGUUAUAAUUUCCACCAUAUUCCCCAAACUGAGAAUGUUGUCGUCUUCGACGGGUCACUGCCUAGGAAUGAAGUAUCUACUCCUCAAAAGAUACCAAGGAUAGAGGACUGCUUCAUGUGUCAGAAGUCAUUGACUCAUGAACAUUCUGAUCCCUCGGCACAGGACCAAAGAGAUGGAGGUGUAACACCUUUGGUAAAUACAGAUUCUAUUUAUCAUAGUCUGUAUCCUGAAGACUCGAUGGGAAUUUCAUUGGUAAACAAAGUCGUGGUGACUGGAAACAACGGCGUUGCCGAGCAACAAUCUGGGAUUCGACAUAUUGGCCACGUUGAUAAUCAGGUUGGAGGACUUCAGUCUGCAGCUGUUGGAUCUUCUCAAGAUCUUGAUGAUGCACAAAAUGGAGAUGAAAGAAAUAUUUCGCCAAGAACAGAUAAUUCUAAUCAUUGUAGGAGUCCAGCAAGCCAAGAUUUGAUGGAUUUGGCAGGUGAAUUGCAAUCACCAUAUGUUCUGCCGACGCAAUACCAGUUUCAAAUGGAGGUUCCAAAUUCUGGGGCAGUUGGCAUUCAAGCUUCAGAGCAGCCAGUGCAUGAAGCAUCAAAUGUUCAGGCUGUCUUUAAAGAAGAUCGCAUAGACCCUAACCAUCUGAUCAAAAUUGAUGUGGUGACAGAGACUCUACAGAUGAAAAAUGAGCAGACUAGUUUUCCUGUUGAUUCAGCACAUACAUUAGGAUUGGAUGAUGUUUCUUGGAUGCAACAGAAGAUUCCACAAAGCAAUACAGAAGCUGCUCCAUCAAAUGCUAUCAGCCAAGGUUACUUUUCGCCAUCCAAUAAAGGUGGAGAUGUUUUGGAUUCUUCCAACUCACUUUUUAGCAAUCAAGAUCCUUGGACUUUACAUCAAGAUACUUACUUCCCUCCUCUUACACCUAACAAAAUUCAAACAAAGAGAGAAGGAUUAGCUACCGGAGACCCUUUUGGAGAGAACCAGGCAGUAAUUGGUGGGGAAUCAAAUAUCGAAUCGGCGGAUGAAGUUCACCAACCUUUAAGUCAGUUAAACAAGAAUUCAGACCAGAUACAGUCUACUAAAGGCUCCUCCGAGGAUCUCGUCAAGAAAGAACUACAAGCUGUUGCCGAGGGAGUAGCUGCGUCUAUUUUCCAGUCGUCUUCGCAUUCCAAUCCCCAUAUAUCGACAGAGACCAAUGCAUCUGGUUAUGAAGGAAAUCAAGACAACAAUGUUUUACCUAGUGACAUUAAAAUGCAACAUAAAGCUAAAUUGGAGGAAAUCAAGACUAAACAGCUAGGUAAAACAAAUUUUGGUAUUCGAAUUUCUGACGGCAUCGGUCGCUUGCAGAUUAUAAAAGACAGCGACCUUGAAGAGCUGAGGGAGAUUGGUUCUGGCACCUUUGGUACUGUUUAUCAUGGGAAGUGGCGAGGUACUGAUGUUGCAAUUAAACGAAUCAAUGAUAGAUGUUUUGCCGGAAAAUCCUCUGAACAAGAACGCAUGAUCGAUGAUUUUUGGAAUGAAGCUAUUAAGCUUGCUGAUUUGCAUCAUCCAAACGUCGUGGCUUUCUACGGUGUCGUGCUUGAUGGUCCCAGUGGUUCUGUGGCAACAGUGACAGAAUAUAUGGUUAACGGUUCUUUAAGAAAUGCUUUGCAGAAGACCGAGAGGAAUCUUGAUAAGCGUAAACGGAUUUUGGUUGCCAUGGAUGUGGCCUUCGGAAUGGAGUAUUUGCAUGGGAAGAACAUAGUGCACUUUGAUUUGAAGAGUGAUAAUUUACUUGUCAAUCUCCGAGACGCUCAUCGCCCGAUAUGCAAGGUUGGUGAUUUGGGCCUAUCCAAGGUGAAAUGUCAAACUUUGAUAUCAGGCGGCUUACGUGGAACACUUCCGUGGAUGGCACCGGAACUUCUGAAUGGCAGCAGCAGUCGCGUCUCGGAGAAGGUCGAUGUAUUCUCGUUCGGUAUCGUGAUGUGGGAGCUUCUCACAAGAGAAGAGCCAUAUGCAGACUUGCACUAUGGCACUAUCAUUGGUGGCAUUGUGAGCAAUACACUCCGUCCACCGGUCCCGGAAUCAUGCGAUCCGGAAUGGAGAUCGUUGAUGGAGAGAUGCUGGUCAGCAGAGCCAUCAGAGAGACCGAACCUCACCGAGAUCGUGAACGAGUUACGCUCGAUGGCGGCGAGAAUUUCACCCAAAGGACAGAACCCACAGUGAAGUUAACAACCCCGAGUCUCAAAACGAAUUCGAA